AUGAGUAAUUUAAAAAAUAUUAAACACGGUGACAUUGCGAACGUCCACGACGAUUCAGAUUCCGACCUCACUAAUGACGAAGAAUUGCCGGCUAUUAGGACAUUGAGAAUGGACGCGGGCGAACAGAGCGACGCGUGUGGAAGACGCAAAAAGAGGCGAUCAAGCCGCAGGAAAAGUCGAUCGUGUAGAAGUCGUAGUUGUAAGAGCCGUUCGUCCAGGAGGAGACGUCAGCGUCGCUCCAAGAAGUGCGACGACCAGACGGCCGAAUUGAACAGCGACGAUUCGGAUGAUUCCACCAACGAAAAUGGCGACGUGCUCUCCAGACACCAUUACGGUACAGGUGUCGACGGAGGUGAGUCUAGCGACGCUUGCGGUUGCAGACGCCGCAAAAGGCGUUCCAGCAGACGUCGUCGCAAGAGCUGUCCACCAAAAUCCUCCCGGAUGAGACGUCAACGUCGUCGUUCCAGGAGAUGCAAUGACGAAUUUACCUCAGCCGCCAGCGAUCAUACAUCACGUGUAGCUAUCACCGAGUUGGCCACAACUCGUGGCUCAAAUAGAAGCGCGUCACGCCAUGUCAGUCGUCGCACCCGCACACCAUCGUCCAAACGCUAG
This is a messenger RNA of Daktulosphaira vitifoliae (grape phylloxera), 612 nucleotides long. Its product is annotated as arginine/serine-rich coiled-coil protein 2-like. Lineage: Eukaryota; Metazoa; Arthropoda; Insecta; Hemiptera; Phylloxeridae. The transcript has a single exon. The record is from RefSeq and is a predicted model, not a curated record. The coding region runs from base 1 to 612 and encodes 203 amino acids.